CUAGUGCAGAAGAAAAAAAAAUUGUCAUUUGUCGUCAGUCAAUAAAAUUGACGAAGAAAAUAUAAAAAACGCAAAAACAAUUUGUUAUUUGCCAAUUACCUAAUAUAUAUUUUUUAAUUCAUAGCAGUAAUCAAUAACUUUUCAAAAUACGACUAUUAUAUCAUAAAGGAAUCAUUGCCGAUACCAACAUUCUGUCCGUAGAGAAAAUGCCGUCCGUAACUUCGAGUACGGGCGAAGAACAACCUGAACAACAUGAUGAGAAAAUGUGGACUGCUCUCAAAAGAUAUAUUUUACGAGAGAGACAACGGAAAAAAGAAGAGUAUGAAGCAGAAGUGGAGGAAGAAAGAUUACGAAAGGAGCGGGAGGCCAGAGAGAGGCAAGAUGUGAUGACACUAGAGGAAACAAAAGAACAGAUUGAUCAGUUAGAACAAAAAUUAAAACAACUUGAAAAGGAGAAACAGCAGUUGUUCAUGCAACUAAAGAAAGUACUUAACGCAGAUGACAUUAGAAAGAAACAACAGAAGGAAACCAAUGAUCAUUACAGUGAAAUGCAACCGAUGAAGAUGCCCAUGGGUAACAUACAGAUACCAAUGUUCCCAAUGCCCCCAUCCAGCGGACAGGGUGAGCCCCCACCCACACAGGGCAGGCCUCCACCCUUGACAUCUCAUAUGCUGAAUAAGCAAACCAUAGUCCGCGGGGCUAUCCAGCCGGGUGUGAAACGUCCGCGCAGCCCCUCGCCCACAUACGCGCUGUAUGCGCACCGCCUGCACCAGCCGCCCAUGAAGCACCAGCCGUACAGUGAUCACAAGGUAGAGGAUGGCCGCAUGGGCCGCCAAAUGGCCCGCGCAGUGCUAUGGAACAAACAAUCCCAGUACGGGUCAUCAGUGGGCGGGUCGUCUGUGUCCUCGGUGUCUUCUGUGUCGUCGACGUAUUACGCGAUGCCGACGUCUGGCGUGUCGGGCGUGUCGGGGGUGUCCGGCGUGGUGGUGGGCGAGCGCCCGCCGCCGCUGCUGUACGCACACCACGCGCACACGCCACACACGCCGCACACGCCACACACGCCGCAUCAUGCCAACUUAAUGUAUCCCCCCGCUCCGCCCGCGCCACAGCAUGUGUACAUCGAUAUGCUGAAGAACCGUGAUUCGCAGUCGCAUCAGGAUCCGAAGAAGGACGCUCAGCCCCCACAGGUGCUGAUUGGUUUGAGCGAUAACCACCCAUCGGUGAGCAGUGGAGUGGCGUACGCGCAGCCCCCAGUGAGUCGACAUCUCGCCAUACACCCGCCUCAGCAACAUAACAAUCUACAGACUGCAAAACCGGGCAGUAUAACUCAAGGGUACCCCGUCCAGCAGUCGAACCCCAACGUCCAGAACCCGAAUAUAUAUCCGAACAGACAUCGUUAUUAGCUAGUAAUCAUCAGGCGGCAUCCAGCCAAGCAGCCACCCUAGCGACCGCCCUACCAUCCACGGAAAUACAGAUACAUGCGUUACCAACACAAUGCAUGGAGGAGUUAAUCGAUAUAAAUUUAUCGAUUGAAAACAUUUUAUCGACUUAUCGAUGUUUAUCGUAAAGUCGAUAGUCUGUGUUUUUUGUUUUGAAAUUCUUCUAAGCAAAAUGUCGCGAUAUUUGCGAUAUCGAAUGAUGAAAUAACCUUUAAUAAAAUUAGGGUAUUUGCGUUUUUAUAUUCCAAGGCCUCUAUUGUUGCAAUUGUUUGUUAUUAUUAUAUUUUAUUAAUGGCCGUGGCUUCAAUUUAUUUUUGUUAAAAACGUAAGCGACUCCAUGUGCUGUGUUCUAGCGCGCCCACGCAAUGCUGUAAGUUCUGUGCAGUGUUUGAAAGGACAAUUUUAGUUAUAAGUUCAAAUUAAAACAAUAUAUCAGGUGGACAUUAGAAAUUAUUAGUUGUACAAUAUAAAUGUGCAGUCUGAACAAUUUAUAUUAUUGGAUCAAAAUAUAUCAACAUUAUUUUACGAUUUCAUUCUAUAUUACAUUGGAAGAUAUGUCUUAUGUUUGAAAAAGUAAUUUGAGUUUUAUUACAUUAUUGAAAUGAUUCAAGAUCUAUUAAAAUUUUCAUGAAUGUAUAACAGUUAGAAACAGAAUAAUGGUUCAAAGAUAAGUGUGGUAUAUCUACUACAAAACAAUCUAGCAAUAUUCGCUCCAUAGUUCGCUAAGCGUUUUUGAACUAAGUAAUUGUCCACGAAUUAGAUUUGCAGGUCAUUUUCGUUGGGAUGCAAUAUGUAAAAAUCAUUUUUUCUUGAUAUUAAAGGAUCUACAACCCUAUAAUAUAAUAUAAUUAUAAUUUUACCUUAUUGAUACUUGAGUAAUACAUAAAAAUAAAAUGUUUAUGUCCUAUAUAAAUAAACGUGAAUAAUGUAAAUUGUUUUGACUGUACUUUCACUAUAGUCUCACUGUAAAUUUUGUAUUAUAAUGCUUCGAUUUAAGCAUGGUUACAUAAGAAAAGUUGUCCCUGCCACACAGUGCAUAAUAUCCAAUAAUACCAGAACACCAAUUCACAUAUUUAAGCUUGUAUAUCGUCACAUGGUUCUGUACCUCUCUAGCAGGAAUUUACGCAUUAUCGUAUAUAUUUUAUUAUUUCUUUAAAUGACGAGACGAGCUUGCCAUUCGUCUGAUGGUAAGCGAUAUGACCGCCCAUAAACAGUAGAAACACUAUCAUACACCUUGAAUUACAGAGUAUUGUUUGGUAUUCCCCUGCGCUCGCCAUCCUGAGACGUGAGAUAUUAAGUCUCAUUAUGUCCAGUAGUUACAAUGGCUACAAUGUCCUUCAAAACAGAACACAACAGUGAUUACACACUGCUGCUUGGCGGCAGAAAUAUACAUUGCGGUGUUACCAACCAAAUGGACUCUCACAUAAUAUGAGAGACCUACCACCAGUUGUAUUCAUAUCGAGAAUUUUAGUUACCGUUUACGUAUUUCUCUAUUGUUUUGCCAAUUAUACACAACAAAAAACAAUUCUCACACAUUUUAAAUUUAUUUAUGGUUCCGUGAUUUACUGUAUGGGGUUUACACACGCGCAUUGUUUACGUUGCCGUGUUUUAGGUCCAAAUACGCUCUCUGGGGUGCUGUUUAAAUUUUCACACAAAAAAUAAUUAAACCAAACCAUUGCAUUAACAACAUACAAUAUUAUAAAACAAUAUUGCGUAAAUUCGUUCUAGGAGUACGCUUUCAUUAUAUAACUGAUAGUACAAUAAAGAUAAAAGUAUUUCUUAUACAAAAGAUUAUAGACACUGUUCUUAUGUAACUCAUGUUUAAUUAUUGUAAUCAAACAUAGAACAAAAUAUAUAAUAGUAAUCAAUGGAUUGGACCGUAUUUUCAAUACAUUUAAUAUAAUCGAUGUAUACAAUAGAAAUAUAAAACAUAUAUUCAACAUAAGUUAUUCAUAUUUAUGCUUUUUCUAUGUAUGUUAAAAUUGUUUAUUGAGUAGUAAAACAAGAAAUAUCUAUCAGCAUAGUGUGGAUUGUCGAAUACAAGAUUCAAGUAAAUGGUGUAUCUAUAGUGAAUGAAAAUGUACUAAUAUAAAGAAAUGGCUUUCAUCUCCUUGACUGCUUGCGGUGGUAUUUAGGUAAUAUAUGAAUAUGCGAAGUAAAAU
Messenger RNA from Manduca sexta (tobacco hornworm), 3601 nucleotides. Its product is annotated as extensin. Gene Ontology annotation, molecular function: transcription coregulator activity. NCBI's taxonomy places the organism in Eukaryota, Metazoa, Arthropoda, Insecta, Lepidoptera, Sphingidae. Gene Ontology annotation, biological process: regulation of transcription by RNA polymerase II. The transcript has 9 exons. The record is from RefSeq and is a predicted model, not a curated record. Gene Ontology annotation, cellular component: transcription regulator complex. The coding region runs from base 207 to 1403 and encodes 398 amino acids.